AUGUCGCUCAAACUCUUCUCCAACCGACCAUGCAUCCCCAACAUGCCCCCCGAGCAGGACGUCGAACUUGAAUCCCUCUCCGAUCGCUCCGACGUCUCGGAAGCAUCUGAUCUCUCCGACCAACCCGACUCGCCCCUCGUCGCACCGGUCGUGACGCAACGACAAUGGCCUCGACCGCGAUGGCUGGCUCCCGUGAAGCCCAGCACCUUGCGAGCGUCAACGGCCCUCGUGGCUCGUCGUCCUGUUGCUUCCCUCCUCCUGCUCGUCGCCGCAGCCUACGUCCUCUCGUGCGUCCUCCGGCGCGUGCCCCUGCUUGCCUCGCCGUUGCCGCCUUACACGGGACCACACGCCGUCGGAUCCGUCGAUGUUGAGGUUCCCCUGCCGACGCCGAGACUCAUCUCCCACACGACGUUCGACGCCACGGGGAAGCCCGCGUUUGAGCUCGAAUCCGUCCUCUUCACCUUCUACUAUCCCGUCGACGCCGCCGUCGGGCCAUCGCUUCCUGCCCGUCCGUGGAUGCCGAAGCCCAUCAGCCUCACGGCCGAAGGCUACGCCAAGUUCGCCCACGCCAACAUCUUCCUCAUCCGCCAGCUGUUCACUCUUGCCCUGUGGCUCAUCGUCGGCGGCAUCACCGUUCCUUCGCGAGUUGACGCUCCGCUCCUCUCCUCCCCCGAGCCUCUUCCCGUCGUGGUCUUCUCGCACGGCAUGGCGAGCUCGCGCACCGACUACACGGCCUAUCUCGGCGAGCUCGCGUCGCGAGGACACGUCGUCGCCGCCGUCGAGCACCGCGACGGGAGCUGCCCGGGCACCCUCGUCAUCGUGCCGGGGAAGCAGGACCGCCGCCUCCUUCACUUCUCCGCGACCGAGCUGCGCUCCGUGCCGCCCAUGGACGCGCAGCGGCUCAAGGCGGAGCAGCUCGCCUUCCGCGAAGCCGAGGUCUUUGAGGUCGUCCGCCUUCUCGACACCAUCAACGCCGGCAACGCCAGCGACGUCGCCGCUUCCAACUCCCGCCCCGAAGGCCGCACCCUUCACGCCUGGACCUCCCGCCUCGACCUGACCCGGCUCACCCUGGGCGGGCACUCGUACGGCGCGACGCUCGCCCUCCAGGCCCUCGCACGCGCCCCCUUCCCCGUCGCGGGUGGCAUCGUCCUCGACCCGGGCAAGUCGUCCGGCCCGCUGAACCCAAACGCCUCGGUCCCCAUCCUCGUCGUCCACUCGGACUCGUGGUCUCGCCAGCCCUCCCUCUUCUUCGGCCGCCCCCAUUUCGAUGUCGUGCGUCGGCUGGUCCGGGGCAUCCUGAACCGCACCGGCGCCGCCUGGUUCGUCACGGCCCUCGGCACCUCGCAUCCCAGUGUCUCGGACGCGCCGCUCAUCGAACCCCUGCUGCUGCGCUGGGCCACCGGUGCGAGCAUGGACGCGCGGGAGGCGCUGAAGGGGUACGUGGCCGUCUCCGUCGACUUCCUCCGCUUUCUACGCACCGGCAAGCCAGAGGGGUUGCUGGCAGAGCCGGUGACCCACGACACGUAUGCUUCGUGGGUGAGCGAGGAACGCAUGCAAUCCUUCCAACUCGCUCGUCUGUGGAAGAUACACGUCAGCUCAGCCUGA
Molecule: messenger RNA, 1605 nt
Organism: Drechmeria coniospora
Lineage: Eukaryota; Fungi; Ascomycota; Sordariomycetes; Hypocreales; Ophiocordycipitaceae
Exons: 1
Coding region: 1-1605 (534 amino acids)
Molecular function (GO): 1-alkyl-2-acetylglycerophosphocholine esterase activity
Source: RefSeq, a predicted model, not a curated record